AGAUGAGAAACUUGUCGUAUUUAGCUGAAAAAGAGUGUCUUAAGUUUUAUCAUUUCUAUUUCCAGGUUUUUGCCAGCCCGGUCCAGAAGUAAACCGGUCGAAGAAUUUAAUCCGGUUUAAGUCUUCUAUUGCGGAGCAAUCGGCGGCGUUGUAAUGACUUCCGGCACGAGGCUACCGACAUGGAAGGAGAGAGAGAACAAUAAGCGGAGAGAGCGGCGCCGGAGGGCGAUCGCCGCCAAGAUCUUCGCCGGAUUAAGGAUGUAUGGUAACUAUAAGCUCCCCAAACACUGUGACAACAACGAGGUAUUGAAAGCUCUGUGUAAAGACGCUGGUUGGAUCGUUGAAGAAGAUGGAACCACUUACAGAAAGGGAUGCAAGCCAGUAGAACGCAUGGAUAUUGGUGGUUCUGUUUCUGUAAGCCCUUGUUCGUCUUACCAACUGAGCCCUGGUGCUUCGUAUAAUCCGAGUCCAGUUUCAUCAUCUAUCCCUAGCCCGGUCUCAUCCCAUUAUGUUGCCAAUGUCCAAAAUAAUUCUGAUCCCAACUCGCUUAUUCCUUGGCUGAAGAACCUGUCAUCUGGCUCAUCACCAUCCUCGUCUAAGUUUUCCCAUCAUCUGUGCAUUCCUGGAGCUUCUAUAAGUGCUCCUGUGACUCCACCUUUGAGCUCUCCCACUGCACGUACUCCUAGGAUGAAUGAUAAUUGGGAAAAUCCAACGGCCAACUCUACAUGGAUACAGCAGCACUAUCCCUUCUUGCCAUCCUCAACCCCUCCUAGUCCAGGUCGCCAAACCCCACCAGAUUCAGGAUGGCUCUCUGGUGUUCAAACUCCACAGGAUGGGCCUUCAUCUCCCACAUUCAGCCUUGUCUCAUCAAAUCCAUUUGGAUUUAAGGAACCAUUAUCAAAUGGAGGGUCUCGAAUGUGGACACCUGGGCAAAGUGGGACAUGUUCACCUGCAGUUGGACCUUGUAUGGACCAAACAGCUGAUGUGCCAAUGUCGGAUGUUAUCUCAGCAGAGUUUGCAUUUGGCAGCAAUAUGAAGGGUGUAGUAAAGCCAUGGGAAGGAGAAAGAAUUCAUGAAGAGUGCAUCAGUGAUGAUCUUGAGCUUACACUUGGUAACUCCAGCACUAGAUAGGAGUGUGAGAGGAUGUAAAAAUCUAUGCUUAUAUGAUUGUCGCAGAGCUUGGACAUUUUUAACUUUCUUGUGUUGAUCAUCCCUUCCGAAUGUGAAGAUACUCUGGUAUGGUGAAAAACCACAAGUCACAAAUACAGGGUAGGAGCAGCAGUUAGUUUUCCUAUUCUUGUUUUUUCCAAGAAUAGGCUCUCAUGUGGAGCCAUUUUUUUUUCUUUCUUUUUCCCAAUUGGGUUGGGGGAACGUUAUCCUAUUUUCUCUUAUAUUCUCCCCUCUUCUUUUAAUUCUUUUUACCUUUUAGUGUCGAAUAUGUUUUGUAGUUACCCUGUUGUAAUUGUUCACACGAUAUAGCAGUAGCUAGAGUUGACCAACGAGAAUCUAUCUUUCAA
This is a messenger RNA of Solanum dulcamara, 1517 nucleotides long. Its product is annotated as BES1/BZR1 homolog protein 4-like. The record is from RefSeq and is a predicted model, not a curated record. NCBI's taxonomy places the organism in Eukaryota, Viridiplantae, Streptophyta, Magnoliopsida, Solanales, Solanaceae. The transcript is spliced from 3 exons. The coding region runs from base 154 to 1131 and encodes 325 amino acids. Gene Ontology annotation, biological process: DNA-templated transcription; brassinosteroid mediated signaling pathway. Gene Ontology annotation, molecular function: DNA-binding transcription factor activity.